AGGAGAAAAGUAGAAAGUCCCUAGUAGUGCUUUUUUCUCUUGUGUGGCCCUCAGACAAUUGUCUACACCAUAACGUAUGGGGAUAGUAAAGGUAAGGCUCCAUAUAAUAUACACAGGCAAGAGUUAGGAAUACUGCAUCCGUUUUCAUCCCAGAAAAUGUAAGAUCCUAUGACGACGCCUGGUGGCGCUGCAGGAUAAGAAGGUACAAACCAGCACUGCAGCUGCAAGCUCCAUUAACAGGCAAAACUACGCAGCGGAACCUGGAAAUCCACGGGAAGCUUGGAGGCCACGGGAGGAGGGCUGGCAGGACUGAGUCCUCUGAUAGGACCACUCCCUGGAAUAUUUCCGAGGUAUCUUGGGAAAGAGCCACAAUCUUGGAUUCUGAAGUCUUUACAGUUCUGCAGAACCACCCUCCUGGGAGGCUUUACAGGACAAGAACAAUGGAGACCAGCGGGAAGUUCAUUUGCAGACAAAGGCAAGUCCUUUUAUUCUUUCUCCUUUUGGGCUUAUCUCAGGCGGGUUUGGAACCUAGGCGCUAUUCUGUGGUGGAGGAAACUGAAGGGCGGUCAUUUGUAACCAAUUUAGCAAAGGACCUGGGUCUGGGUCAGAGGGAUCUCUCCAAGCGGGGAGCUAGGGUCAUUUCCAAAGGGAACAAACUACAUUUGCUUCUUGAUCUGGAAACUGGAGAUUUGUUGCUAGGUGAAAAACUGGACCGGGAGGAAUUGUGUGGUCACACAGACCCGUGUGUGCUGCGUUUCCAGGUAUUGCUAGAAAAUCCCUUAGAGUUUUUUCAAGCUGAGUUACAAGUAAUAGAUAUCAAUGACCAUUCCCCAGUAUUCAUAGACAGAGAUAUGUUGCUAAAAAUACCAGAGAGCAGUCUACCUGGAACUACAUUUCCACUGAAGAACGCUCAGGAUGUGGACGUGGGCCGAAAUAAUAUUAAGAACUAUGUAAUUAGCCCCAAUUCCUACUUUCGGGUCCUUACCCGCAAUCGCAGCGAUGGCAGCAAAUAUCCUGAACUGGUGCUGGACAAAGUGCUAGAUCGGGAGCAGGAACCUGAGCUCAGGUUAACCCUUACUGCUCAGGAUGGUGGCUCUCCACCCAGGUCUGGCAUCGCUCAGAUCUACAUCGAAGUCGUGGACAUCAACGAUAAUGCCCCUGAAUUUGAGCAGCCUCUAUACAGGGUGCAGAUUCCUGAGGACAGUCCCAUUGGCUUCCUGAUUGUCACAGUCUCUGCUACAGAUGUAGACACAGGAGUCAAUGGAGAAAUUUUCUAUUCACUUUUCCAAGCUUCUGAGGAGAUUUGCGAAACCUUUGAGAUCCACCCUGAGACAGGAGAAAUUCGAUUGAAAAAACAACUUGAUUUCGAAAGAAUACAGUUCUAUGAGGUCCAUAUAGAAGCCAGAGAUGGCGGCAGCCUUUCUGGAAAAUGCACCGUUCUGAUUCAAGUUACGGAUGUGAACGACAAUGUCCCAGAAGUCACCCUGUCUGCGUUUACUAGACACAUACCUGAGAACUCUCCUGAAGCUGUCGUUGCAGUUCUCAGUGUUUCAGACCUUGAUUCAGAAGAAAAUGGGAAAAUAAAUUGCUCUAUUCAGGACGAUCUACCCUUUCUACUGAAAUCUUCCUUGGAAAAUUUUUACACACUAGUAACAGAGGGACCGCUGGACAGAGAGAGCAGAGCAGAAUACAACAUCACCAUUACGUUCACUGACUUGGGGACCCCCAGGCUGAAAACCCAGCUCAACCUCACGGUGACCGUGUCCGACGUCAACGACAACGCCCCGACCUUCAGCCAGACGACCUACACCCUGCGCGUCCGCGAGAACAACAGCCCCGCCCUGCACAUCGGCAGCGUGAGCGCCACCGACAGAGACUCGGGCGCCAACGCCCAGGUCACCUACUCGCUGCUGCCGCCCCACGACCCGCAGCUGCCGCUGGGCUCGCUGGUGUCCAUCAACGCGGACAACGGGCAGCUGUUCGCGCUCAGGUCGCUGGAUUUCGAGGCACUGCAGGCGUUCGAGUUCCGCGUGGGCGCGGCCGACCGCGGCUCGCCGGCGCUCAGCAGCCAGGCGCUGGUGCGCGUGCUGGUGGCGGACGCCAACGACAACGCGCCGUUCGUGCUGUACCCGCUGCAGAACGGCUCGGCGCCCUGCACCGAGCUGGUGCCGCGGGCGGCCGAGGCGGGCUACCUGGUGGCCAAGGUGGUGGCGGUGGACGGCGACUCGGGCCAGAACGCCUGGCUGUCGUACCAGCUGCUCAAGGCCACGGAGCCCGGGCUGUUCGGCGUGUGGGCGCACAACGGCGAGGUGCGCACGGCGCGGCCGCUGAGCGAGCGCGACGCCGUCAAGCACAGGCUGCUGGUGCUGGUCCGGGACCACGGCGAGCCGCCGCUGUCGGCCAGCGUCACGCUGCACGUGCUGCUGGUGGACGGCUUCUCGCAGCCCUACCUGCCGCUGCCGGACGCGGCGGCGGCCGAGGCCCGCGCCGACCCGCUCACCGUCUACCUGGUGGUGGCCUUGGCGUCCGUGUCGUCGCUCUUCCUGUUCUCGGUGCUGGUGUUCGUGGCGGUGCGGCUGUGCAGGAGGAGGCGGGCGGCGUCGGGGGGCGGCUGCUCGGUGCCCGAGGGUCCGUUUCCGGGCCACCUGGUGGACGUCAGCGGCGCGGGGACCCUGUCCCACAGCUACCAGUAUGAGGUGUGUCUGAGGGGAGGCUCUGGGACCGGUGAAUUCAAGUUCCUCAAGCCGAUCAUGCCCAAUUUCCAGAGCCACUCCCCUGGGCCAGCAGAAGAAAACCCCAACUUUGGUUUUAGUAUUCAGUGACUGUAUUUUUUUUUUCCUAUUACAGAUAUUUAAAAUUGGUAAAUUCAAGGUAUGAAUUUUCUGGCAACCUAUUAAGAAUUUUUAAAUCUCACUGCCUGCAAAUUUUCUUAUAUUACCCCUUUGUUUUUG
Molecule: messenger RNA, 2951 nt
Organism: Mustela lutreola (European mink)
Lineage: Eukaryota; Metazoa; Chordata; Mammalia; Carnivora; Mustelidae
Gene: PCDHB8
Product: protocadherin beta 8
Exons: 1
Coding region: 441-2822 (793 amino acids)
Biological process (GO): homophilic cell-cell adhesion
Cellular component (GO): plasma membrane
Molecular function (GO): calcium ion binding
Source: RefSeq, a predicted model, not a curated record